AUGGAAGCGACGGUGGCUCCAAAGAAAAAAGACGCCACGCCAGUGACUUUAGGGAUGGAAGAUAACAAUGAUGAGUGGGGUUCGUUCACAUCCCUAUGGAGGAGACGGCGAUCUCCUCUUCAUUCCACGAUCCCCACUUUUACUCUUUAUGCAUCUCAGGGCUUCUUCUUCAGAAAUUUUGAUGCUUUCGGCAAUUUGAGCUCUAAUGAUGGUUCACAAACUGAUCAAGUUGGUAUGAAUUCUGAAGUUGCAUCUGUAAUUAUGGAAUUCACCGAGCCAUUUAGACAAGAUGAUGAUUAUGAAAAUGAAGAAGAAGAAGCAGAGCAUAUGAACACGGUUAAUACCCAUCCUGUGCUGCUAGUUGCAGCUAUUGAUAACUCUGAAGGGUUGCCACCUACAAUUAGGCGUUGUUUCAACCAUGAAACGAAAAUGGGAGGUUUGACUGAAGACCAGAGAGUGGAAAUGCUAUCCCAAUCACUUCACCUUAUCUCUGAAUUAGUUCCAGAUACUUGUACAGAGGAUGUUGUAAAAGAUAUGUUUGGACAGACUUUUGGUUUCAUGCCAAGGGAUAUUAGGGCUUUAGUUGCUGAUGCUAGUUCAAGUUUGAUUCCUAUUAUGGCAGUAGCUUUGAGAAGUUGGGUGACAGCAAAGAAUUCAUGGUCAAAGCUUUGGAGCGGUCAAAGAAAAGGAAUGCAUCGGCUUUGGGGAAUCCCAAGGUGUGUCGCUAAUGUUAAGUGGGAGGAUGUUGGUGAGCUGGAAGAUGUGAAAAAAUCUAUUCUUGAUACAGUUCAGCUCCCCUUUCUGCAUAAAGAUUUGUUUUCAUAUGGGCUACGUAACGCCUCUGGUGUUCUUCUCUACGAUCCUCCUGGUACAGGGAAAGGCAGCUUUCAUGAAUGGGAACGCAUCAGCGGGGAACAAUCCUGGCUGAGAAAGGAACUCCUUUCCAAUUGCGAGAGCAUUGAAUGGCAGGUGGAUGAGCUGGAAAAGACUAUUUUUGUAGCUACUAGAGAUCCUUCUUUGUAUGGUAUAAAACAAUUGGAACUUGAAAAGCGAAGGAAGUGUACCACUACUGCUCCGAUUCAGGAGAAAAUUAUAGAGGAUUUGGGUUCAGAAAUGGAAAGUACAUCUAAUCAUCUUGAUUUUGUUCAGUUAUGUGGUAGUAAUCCUUCUGAGGGGGUGUUUGUUGGGCUGCUUCUUUCAAUGUCAUUAACAACAGUGGUUUGAAGUUUUUGAUGGAAAAGAAUAGUGUUAAUGCUCUUCAUAGAAAAGUAUGUUGGUAGUUUAGGAAAU
Messenger RNA from Lactuca saligna, 1290 nucleotides. The record is from the annotation of a GenBank genome assembly. Lineage: Eukaryota; Viridiplantae; Streptophyta; Magnoliopsida; Asterales; Asteraceae.